AGGCCGCGCGCAGCACGUCGUUUUUCACGUCCCGUUUUUUGCGAUUUUUGCUUCUCUCAUACGAAAAUGGCGUCGAUUGAUCCGCAAUCGAAAAAUCGGAUGCAGGGAUUCAAAAACAAAGGCAAGGAUCAAGAUGAAAUGCGACGAAGACGCACGGAGGUCACGGUAGAACUGCGCAAAAACAAACGUGAAGAGACUAUCCUCAAGCGGCGCAACGUUCCUCAAACCACAGAAUCGACGGACGAGGAGGACUACACACUACAAACGAACCUGAAGAAACUCGUCGACAAGGCCGCCAAUAGCAAAGAUAAGGAGGGACAGCUAGCCGCAGUUCAAGCCGCACGCCGAUUACUGUCCUCGGAUCGCAAUCCACCGAUUGACAAUCUCAUCGACAGCGGAAUCCUCCCGAUAUUAGUCAGUUGCCUCGAGCAGGAUGACAACCAAGUGCUGCAGUUUGAGGCCGCUUGGGCCCUCACGAAUAUCGCGUCUGGAACAUCGGUUCAGACAAACCAGGUCGUACGAGCCGGAGCCGUUCCACUGUUCCUGCGUUUGCUCGGUUCACCGGCACCAAACGUGUGUGAACAGGCAGUUUGGGCUCUUGGCAACAUCAUCGGGGACGGACCGAGCCUUCGCGACUACGUGAUUAAACUUGGUGUGGUGCAGCCGCUGUUGAAAUUCAUCCAGCCGAACAUCCCGAUUCCUUUCUUGCGCAACGUCACGUGGGUAAUCGUGAAUCUGUGUCGCAACAAAGAUCCGCCACCACCGGCCGCAACGAUUCUCGAAAUUUUGCCGGCCCUGAACGUGUUGAUUCAUCAUACGGACAUCAAUAUCCUCGUGGACACCGUGUGGGCGUUGAGCUAUCUGACCGACGGUGGUAACGAGCAGAUCCAACUCGUUAUCGAUAGCGGCGUGGUGCCAAAGUUAAUACCGCUAUUGUCUCACGUGGAGGUGAAGGUACAAACAGCCGCCCUGCGUGCAGUCGGAAAUAUCGUAACUGGCUCGGAUGAUCAGACGCAGGUCGUGCUAAACUGUGACGCGUUGUCGCACUUCCCGAAGCUCUUGACACACAGCAAGGACAAGAUUCGCAAGGAAGCAGUUUGGUUCUUGUCCAACAUUACAGCGGGCAAUCAGUCGCAGGUCCAGGCCGUUAUUGACGCGGGUCUGCUGCCAAAGGUAAUUGAAAAUCUGAAGGUUGGCGACUUCCACACACAAAAGGAGGCGGCCUGGGCGAUCAGCAACUUGACCAUUAGCGGCAACCGUGAGCAGGUUGCGCAGCUAAUAAAUGAUGGUGCCAUUAAACCAUUCUGCGAUCUGCUUGUUUGCCAAGAUUGUCAAGUAAUCAAUGUUAUAUUGGAUGGUAUCAAUAAUAUGCUAAAGUUGGCUGGACCGCAUGCAGAACACAUCGCAAACAUGAUCGAAGAGUGUGAUGGCGUGUCGAAGAUUGAAGUUUUGCAAAAUCAUGAGAACGUGGAUAUUUACAAGCUGGCCUAUGACAUUAUCGAGCAGUUCUUCUCGGAAGAUGUGGACGAAGCCGCCCUGGAAGAUCUAAGACCCGCGGCCGAUGAAAAUGCGUUCCAGUUCAACCAAAACCCAAACAUUCCCCGCGAUGGGUUCAAUUUCUAAAUCGCAUGCGAAUAAUUUGGGGAAUUAGAUAGAGUUUCUGCACACUGGAUCGAUCAUACGAAUAUACACAUUCAGAAUUCAAAUUCAUUAGCGAAUUACGUCAGAGUGCGUUGGUGGGAAAGUUACAACUCGUCGACCAGCUAAUCCUAUGUAACAACAGUUUCCGAUACAAACGCUACGUUUAGGACUUGCUUUUGCACGGCUGUAUCAACGAUGGAAAAGCAUUUAAAAUAUUUGAUAAAUUUUAAUCUGAUCAAAAAUCUCCCACAAACAAAAACAGAUAAGUCAGAAAAUUCACAUAAGAACAGGAAUGUGCUUUAUAUUUUUAUUUUGACAAUAUUUAGGUUGCAUGAACGAUUGGGUUUUGCUUGGAAAACAAUAAGCUCAAUUAAAUGUGUUUUCCAAAUGAAGAAAUUAUUGCUAUAUAGAUAGUCAGGACAUCAUAAUGAGAUUCCUUACACUAAAAAGGAAGUUUAACUCAUUUAAAACUGUAUCGGUAAGGAUGUAUCUGAACUCACGUCGAGAAUCCACUACAAUUUCGACGUACUAGUUAAUGAUAUACCAUGAAGUAUAUAACAUCAAUCAUCCACGGUCAGUCACUAUCAUCGAUUUUUUUCAACGCCCCCUUCCGAUGCAAAAUAACUAUGGUAGAACUUAGUGAUGAAUUUUUAGUGUUGCUUGCAUGAUUAGGUGAGAAUUUACCGCGACAGAAGAUAUCGGUAAAACUAAGUUUAAUUUCUAAUAUCGAUUCAUUGUUAGGCCAAAAUGAAUUAUCCGCUAAAUCCAAGGAACUCGAGAAUUCAUACAAGGCACGCACUAGUGGUGGUUGGACCAAAAGCAAUCCCACGAACCCCACAACCCAUAAAUAUCGAUAUUUAUUGGAAUUCAAGGACUGAUGACUUAUUCGUAUAUAUCUUCUCACUCUCGCAACCACUGACCGAUCUAUCUUCCGAUACCAACAAAGGGAAUUUGCUUAUCAAGCUCUUAGCAAGAAAAAGUCACGAAAAUGAGGAAAGAUGUAUCAACAAAACCAGAAGCAAUGUCAUUGUAUCUUUCUAACAUAUAUAUAUAUAUAAACGUUAUUGAGCAAAAAAAAGGAGGUGAAACGGAAAUAUCUAGCCUGGAUUAACAGGUUAUCCUGCUGUAGUAACACUACGGCCUCAUAGAAAAAGAAGUGCUCUGAAGGCGAUCUAAGAGCGGAAUGUCGAUAGCGACGAAUACAACAUUUGUCAUCGUUCUUUAUUUGUGUGGAAGAUUUAAGGAAAUCACUCACAAUUAGCAUACCACUUGUCAUAGUCCAGAUUAAACUACGGUCUUGUCAGCAAAUACUUAAUAUUAGGUUCAAUCUAAAAUCAAAGUUAGCAGCCUGUGAACAAUCUUGGAUGGAAAAUGGUACAUGAAGACCCAAAAACGAGACAGGCCAGAACACAUAAAGUUAGAUCCCACGAAUCAUACAUACACUCGCGCACACAUAUUGACACAGAGCAAAACAUUCAUACAUAUAUUUAUACACACGACCGAAUGAUACUGCAAACCUGCAAGAAGUAGGAGUUGUGUGGAUAAUUUUAUAAGCAAACAAAGGGAUAGCAACGUUAGACAUGAUUGUGAUUCUUGAUGGGGCAGCUGGCGUCGAAAUGCGAACAGAUUGAUCGCAGUACCUGGGCCCCUAGCAGCACGGGAAGGAAAAAUGGGAAAAGAAAUCGAUAUAUCUCCUCUUGGUUUUAGACGAAAACAAAUUCAGAAGAGACGACGAUGUGUGCUAGCUGUUACAUUUUAAUAUGAUAUUUUUUUCUUUCAAUUCCUUGUUGUGUUAUUUGUUGCAAGAGGGGAUACGAAAGAGUCCUAGGACGGUUACCGGCUUCCGAUGUGCGUGUCGCCACAGAGGACUCGCAAAACAAUUACACGUCAAUAGAUGUAAAAUACAGGUUGAAUGAUGAUUCCCGGAAUGAGGAAAUACUACGAAUGCUGGCAUUUUUUAUAAAGAAAUUCUCCCCACGUUGGUCGGGAGUGAUUGUGGGAUAAUCAAAAGGAUUUAUCGAAAGAGGUGUGAGGGCUGUGUGUGGAUAAAUAAAAUGCUAAUAAAUAGGUGGAAAAUCAAGGAGAGUGAGAACGUUAGGAAAGUUUAGCGAAUCGUGUAUGUGACGAAACCGUUUGAGAACAGUGGCAUACAUCAGAGUAUCAAAAUUAGACGCCGAAAGUGUCAGUGAUUGAGGCUUCCGAUGUUUUGUGAUCAAAGGCACUUUCUACUCAUGUGGAAUUAUGAUGGCAAUUAUGGGGUUCCCGAGUAUGGAAAGAUAUGGAGAGAAGCAAAUCAACAAAAAUGUAGCAGUUUUUCCCUAACCGAUAAGUCAGUCGGGAUACUAAAGGACAAGGGUAGAAUUAUGAGAGGACUGUUGCCUUGGCGUUCACGCUAGUAAGCAAACAAAGAUAUUUUUGUAAAAUAGUCUUUUUUAAUUGAUGAUUCCACUGCGCUGCAAUCCCGCAGUCAGACCUCCGCACUGGGCGGAUCAGUGAUGGCCGCUGCACAUAGUAGAGCAUCUCGGAAUAUUAACGCAAAUAUAAAGUAAUUUAUUUUCUACGACUUACUAGAAAAAAUGAAGCGAAUCAGUACCAGAGCUUUUUCGAGGAAAGAUUGCAUACAUUUUAAGACAAAAACAAUUGCACGUCCUGUCCGCGAUGCUUGAGGAAUACAGGAACGCGAAAACAAUACUAAGUUGUUGUAAAAUAUAUCGCUUACGAAACGGUGGACGCUUCGCUAGGGGCGAAUCGAUAUUAUGUAGAGACACGCUUAACCCGGUCUCUCCGCAGCGCUUUUGCGUUUUCUCGCUCUACGAGGAGUAUAUCCUGUUCAAUUGUAAGGGUCACUCCUGGCAGCGAGACGAGACUGCACUCUACUUCGGCGGCCCUGUUACGCCGCACGGUGGGUACAGAAUCGCAUUCAGUUAAGCUUUAAACAAAUGAAUUAGUUGUUCAGCCUGUGGCCAAGGCAUAAAAAUGACGCCAGUGAUGAAAAAACGGACGUGUUCCUCAGAUACGUGUAUUCGUGCGGAUAACAAAAGGAUCUGGCGUUUGUGUUUUAGUCAGUCCGUAUACGCCAGGGAUACUUCGUGUUUGGGCCGACCUGAAAUGUACAUGUUGUACAAAAAAGUUUGCCUCUUGCCAAAAUGUUUAGUUGGGGGCCAAUGGGCUUCUUGGAGGCGGCUUACUACGUUGUUUUCCUCCUUCCUAAAGAAAACCAUCAUCCUCAACGAACCAGGAUGGAAUAUGGUUGAUGUCACAAAUGAAACGUGUACAUCGGAGCCGCGCAGGGAUAUAAAUUUGUAAAAAUUCUUUAUAUAUAUACAGGCAUAAGAAUCACACGAACACACAAGCAUAAAAAAAAGGAAACGUACCAUUUAUUCCAUGGGAUGUAAAGAAACGACAAAGAUCGAGAAAACUGAAACUACGUUCAAAGUAAUCAUUACUUUCCUUUAACUACCAGAUGCAAAAAGGCUAAGACAACACUUUUUUACACAAACAUACCAGAAAGAUCACAAAUCAGGACCUUCACUUCUUAUGUCGAAACUCCAUAGAAACCCGUCUAUGCUUCAAGUUUAUGUUUAAUUUGUAUCUUUCUGAGAUAAGAAAAGAAUAACAAGAUUGAAUUCAUAUAAAGCAUC
This is a messenger RNA of Anopheles nili, 5282 nucleotides long. It is a transcript of the gene Kap-alpha3, whose product is annotated as importin subunit alpha-3. The coding region runs from base 67 to 1623 and encodes 518 amino acids. The transcript is spliced from 5 exons. Gene Ontology annotation, cellular component: cytoplasm; nucleoplasm; nucleus. The record is from RefSeq and is a predicted model, not a curated record. Gene Ontology annotation, biological process: NLS-bearing protein import into nucleus. NCBI's taxonomy places the organism in Eukaryota, Metazoa, Arthropoda, Insecta, Diptera, Culicidae. Gene Ontology annotation, molecular function: nuclear import signal receptor activity; protein binding.